Molecule: messenger RNA, 1150 nt
Organism: Drosophila simulans
Lineage: Eukaryota; Metazoa; Arthropoda; Insecta; Diptera; Drosophilidae
Product: homeobox protein MSH-C
Exons: 3
Coding region: 427-1101 (224 amino acids)
Biological process (GO): regulation of DNA-templated transcription
Molecular function (GO): DNA-binding transcription factor activity, RNA polymerase II-specific; DNA binding
Source: RefSeq, a predicted model, not a curated record
CUGAGUAACGGGUAUAUGAUGGUCGAGGAACUCGACUAUAGUGUUCUCUCUUGUUUGCUUUGCUUUCAACGCCAGUUGUAGUAAGCAAUUGUAAUUGAAAAAGAUGUAUGAUUUGUUGAUAUAAUAUUUCUCCCUAAUUAGAAAUUAGGUGAUAAAUUAACACAUUUAAAAUUGGAUUUAUACUUUGUGUGUUUAUGUGCAUAUAUUGAUGCUACACAUACUUCAAGAUACUAAGCAAGCAUAUUGAUUGGUUGUUGACGGACAAUCUUGAUGGUUAUUCUCAUUAGUACAUUUCAGGAAUGAAAUAACGAUGUGUGAAUUCUGGGCGGGGCACGAGCUUUAAACAGCUUAAUUGUAUAUGUAGGAGCAUUUGUAUUUUCACAGUCAACAUUUUAAACUCCAGUUGUAGUCACACGGAAGAGAAAGAUGAAUCCGCAGCUCGAACAAGAUAAGUCGCGAUUAAAUUCUUGUAUUGGCAAAAGUAUACAAAUAAAAAAAAAGGGAAGAUUAGGAGCGUUUAGUAUUGACAGUAUUUUGAGCACUUCAGAGGCCCACUCAUCGCAAAAUAGUCUGUCCAAAGGCAAUACUAAUGUUACAUCAAGCGAUGUUUCAAAACUGUAUGAAUUUAGCUUUCCUCAGGGAGGAAAUAAGAAAACCCCACUUACAAAUUUUCAGUUAUGUCAAGGACACCACCUCCGGUUUCCCAUCACAUUUGAUGACAGCACAGCCUCGCGUUUUAUAUGGCGAACAGAAAGUAUUCUUCCCUCUUAUUUAACCAACUCGACAAACUUUCAAGAAAAACAACUGAGAAAGAAAUUUACUGACAGAAAACCUCGUCAGGCCUAUAGUUCCUCACAGCUGGAACGUCUUGAAAAUGAGUUCAAUUUAGACAAAUAUCUUAGCGUUGGCAAGCGUGUUGAACUGUCAAAAUCAUUAUCUUUGACGGAAGUUCAGGUAAAAACAUGGUUUCAAAAUCGUCGGACCAAGUGGAAGAAGCAGCUGACUUCGCGGUUGAAAAUAGCGCACAGACAUGGACUAUGGAUACCUACCCUUCCCAUAACAACUAUUAUUCCAAAUACAAAAUAUGAUACUAUUGAAUAACACAUUUAAAAGUUAUUAAAUCUUAAAUAAAAUAAGAAAAGCAAAUAGU